Platichthys flesus (European flounder) is the source of this 3457-nucleotide messenger RNA. It is a transcript of the gene nudt9, whose product is annotated as nudix (nucleoside diphosphate linked moiety X)-type motif 9. Lineage: Eukaryota; Metazoa; Chordata; Actinopteri; Pleuronectiformes; Pleuronectidae. Bases 30 to 1121 code for a protein of 363 amino acids. The transcript is spliced from 8 exons. The record is from RefSeq and is a predicted model, not a curated record. Gene Ontology annotation, molecular function: ADP-ribose diphosphatase activity.
UGCACUUCCUGGAAACGGUGCUCCUGUCCAUGUUGUGGUUGAUCGAUGCCUGGGUCCUUUCUGAAGGAAUGAUUCAUUUCCUUCCGCAGCGAAACUGGAUGUGCCGGAUCCGUCUAGCGCUCACUCUCCUCGGACUCCCCUGCACCGUGGCCUCCUCCGGACGAAGGUCUGCCAUCGCCUGCUCGUCCUUCCCUCCUUUAACCAGCAGCCCCACCGCCAGAUCGAUCACUUCCAGUAGCUGUAACCUCUUCCUGACCAGCGUCCUGAAGAUGCCGACCUCAGCGGUUCCUCACGCAAAAUCCAGAUGCCCUCAGUAUCCAGGAUCCAACAUCAAGCGCUUCCCGGUGCCCGAUAACCAGGUGGACUGGAGUCAGAACUGGCCGGAGUAUAAACCAGUCAGCCACACCGACUCUGCGGUAGCAAAGAAGCCAGCAUGGGCAGAUCCUGAAAUCGGAUCUUUCAGUCCUAUUUUCAACACUGUGGAUGGUUCUGUGGACCGGACAAGCUUCGAGGGCAGCUACAAGGUGGAAAACGGAAAGCCACUGAAUCCUCGUGGACGCACAGGAUUGACCGAUAGAGGUCUGCUGGGACGGUGGGGACCCAAUCAUGCAGCAGAUCCAGUUGUCACCAGGUGGAAAGUAGAUGCCAAUGGAGCAAAGAUACAGCACCCAGUCACCAAAAGGCCUAUCCUGCAGUUUGUGUCCAUCAAGAGGAAGGACUGUGGGCAGUGGGCCAUCCCUGGGGGGAUGGUGGAUGCAGGGGAGCAGGUCACUCUCACGCUGCAGAGGGAGUUCUCCGAGGAAGCGUUGAACUCUCUUUCGUUGUCGCCAUCGGAGAGAGCGAAAAUCAAUGAGCACAUCACAACACUCUUUAAAUCAACAGGGUUUCAGGUCUAUAAAGGAUAUGUGGAUGAUCCUAGAAACACUGACAAUGCUUGGAUGGAGACAGUCGUGGUCAACUUCCAUGAUGACUCAGGCGACAGUGUGAGCGAGCUGCCGCUGCACGCCGGCGAUGACGCAGGACAGGUCAAGUGGGCUGAUGUGGACUCGUUCUCCAGCCUCUAUGCAAGUCAUUCCCAUUUCCUGGAGCUGGUUGCCAAAGAAAGGAAGUCCCACUGGUAACCAAACCAAGACUGUUCCAACAAAACCAUGAAGGAAACACGAACAUGAGCAUCACUGCUCUCUGUGAGUGCUGAUAAUUAGAAUGCAUGACACAUUACCCUAUGUACCUCACCAAAAUGUAACAUUAAAAUUACAUUUAUGAUAAUGAAAGCCUAAUAAACAUCUCAUUACCUGUACAUGAUGUUCAAUGAGUGAUGGACAUUAUGGCUAUGCAGCUUCAUCUACUAAUGAAGCAGAACUGAUGAAAUGAAUGUAAAACCCCAUUCAGGCCUGAUUUCAACACCUGUCCUGAGUGAUCCGGUCACAAGUGGCCAGCGCUAAGUCCAGGUGUGUUCAGCUCACUCAGACCUCAUUCAGAGGUGCUGUGAGACGCACAUGGCCCCAUUCAUUUAGCCGUGUCAAGGAAAAUACAUACUACACUUUUAAUAAGAAUACAGAUUUGAUUACCGCCACAACAUCAACACUAUUCAGUACAUAUAUAUAUAAUGAUACAUACUUUUCUUAAAUUGGUAAAAUCUUUCCCAGAGCUUCUCUCUCUCUCUCUCUCUCUCUCUCUCUCUCUCUCUCUCUCUCUCUCUCUCUCUCUCUCUCUCUCUCUCCUCCUCCCCCCCUCUCUCUCCCCCUCUCUCUUCCUGGCUCACUCACAACAACACCGUAGUCUGCAAACACACACGUCUGUAAACUCUGCCUAGCUAAAAACAAUGUUAUUUGGUCCUCACUAACGCAAAUGUCGCACAUAUUUAUUUAUCGGAUGAGCGAGGUUUGAUCACAAGUGUUCUUAGGAGACACAUUCAGGACGGACUUAGCACUGACCUCUUGUGAACGGAUCUUUGAACAGGGCCUGAGUAGCAGGUUGAAAGCUUGUUAAAAUGUAUGCUGUUUGAUUUGUGUUAUAGAACAGAAACUAAAAAAAGAGAGACUGAGGGUGUGAAAACCCCCCACAUGGUGCUCAGCUGCACACUUCACCAAUAGACGAGGCUAACCACAUGAUUUCCACUGGCACAAAUUGUGCUAAUUUAUUCAAAGCUAACAAGAAUCACAAUAAGCCAGUGAAAUCUUGUGAGAAAAACCCCAAUGGGCUGCUGAACAUAACACAUACAACAUUCAUGGAAGUGUGAUAAUGGGGCAAUCAGGGAGACAAGUGUGUGGACUGAUUUUGAUGUGUACAUGUGAAUAGAAAAUGAAGAAGUCUCUGGAUUGGACAAACACGUUCUCUACUGGGAACAGUCGGUGGAAGCGAAGGCCAUUUUCACAUUCAACAGCCUGGUCUUUCCAAAUGUUGGCACAAAUAUGUGUCAUCUCACUGGUGGGAAAUUGAGCAUUACGCAUCAAGUGGUUUGCAUCUGUUAGGAUUACUGAGACAAACACUUCUGUCAUCAAAAGGCCGUCAACAACCUGCAUCAUCUUAUGUAUCCAACUUGUUUUCAGGCCGAAUGAACAGAUUUCAUAAUAUGUGAUAUACAUGAUCUGGAUUCUGUAAAAGCUAGAGAGCAUGGCCAUUAGGCACUUAGGAGAAAUGGAAGAGAUUGUGUCUGUAAGAUGUCAUUAAAUUAGACGCAAACCAGUUACAGGAGGCGCCACGAAUCCUAAAAGCCUUUUCUAUUUAGUCUAGUCUCUGAUCAGGCCUUAACAUCUGAUAUCCAAGAGAUUCCUGGUAUGAAACCAUAAGCAGUGAGUGGGGAGGCUCUGCUGUUGAAAUGUGAUAUUAUAUAGUAGAAUGUUAAGAUUCUUCUUUACGUCCAUGCAUAUGCUCAUUCAGGUCCAGUGCACUGGGGUAUCUCCACUGACAUUAUGAGCACUAAUAGCAUUUGUGUUGUUUCAGCGUUAUGUUAUUUUUUGCACACAAUCAGACAUUAGUUCCCCAACUGUGCCUGAUUUUUGUUCAUCAAGAUCCAUGAAUUAUUUCCUGAGAAAUCUGUGGAAAUGUAAAAAUAAAGAAAAGCCCUAUAAUGCCCUGACAAAGAAUUCCUGGUUCUGCCCCUUUGACCUGAUCCGUGCAUAAGGAAUUAUCGGGCGGCCCGUGUCGCACCCUUCCCCCAAGUUUCAAGAAAAUCUGCUCGGUAGUUCCUGUGUAAUCCUGCUGACAGAUAGGAAUGAAGACAUAACCUCCUUGGAGAGCUUUAUCACUGAGAUGCUUCGGAACAAAGUGAUCAAAUAAAUUAAAUUUUGUUAUUUUAUUUAUUAUUACCAAAGUUAUACUUAAGCUUCCGCUGAGUGGCUUGCUUGUACGUGCUGAAACAGAUGUCAUCUUACAAAGUUUGCACUGAAAUUCUGAAGUGUCUUGUGUUUUUAUUGAUUUGAUUCACUUGAAGUAUUAAAUCACUAUGAAUUCUUGA